AGAUCUUUGUCAGUCGGCCGUCAAGUGAAGUUCGUGUCAUUUUCUGAUUUUAUCUUGAAUUUAUUCAUCACGUGUGCAGUGAAAGUGACGUAAAAGUGGACAGCGAAUUUCAAACUGUCUUGCAUCGAUUUACACACAGCACGACUACAUCCUGCAUGAGCGGUUUGUUGACCCAGCUUUCAGAUAGUAAGACAGAUAAGGGAGAUGGCGAGAAAAACGUCCCACUGCUGAAGAUGGCUUUGACGCCUCUUUCGUCAUCAUUGUCAUCGUCCAUCGCCUACAUCAUCCGUCGCCUCCUACUUCAGCUCACCCUUUACGGCAUACUCUUCUGCGUGUCGUGUGAUUAAGCACGAUUGGCGAGAAGUUUCCGAGUGUUUGAGCGUCUGUGACACGCGGAUGUAGAACAAAGUCGUGACUUCGUGACGAGGCAAUUUUCUUUUUUCCUUCUCUUUCGCGGAGUUUUCCCUCUCGCAAAUUCCUCUGGUUUUCACGCGGAUUAGUGGGAGAUUGCAAUCCAGUGUUUACGUCGCAGUACGGUGCCAUCAUGGGCUUGGAGAGCUUACGAGACGUAAAAGACGAAAGCAUGCAGCUGUGCUGCUCAAGGAAGGACGAGGCUGAUUCGCUGCGGUCGGGACUGGAAAAUGGAGGUACGAAAGAUCUGUUGAUGGAGAACAAUAUAGAAAAAUUUGGAUUUUACCAGAUAGUGAUGUUCACAUCUCUCAGUAUACCGUUAAUGCUAUCGGCAGGAUUUACGCUUUCUUACGUAUUUACUGCGGGCGAGGUUAAAUACAGAUGUUUAGUGCCGGAAUGCGAGCAUUCGGGGAACACGACGUUUGAACCGCCGUGGGUCAAUGCUUCUGCACCGAAAAUUGACGGGGUCAUUUCCGGUUGCGCGCGUUACACGGUGCGAGAUGAUCGCCCGGGAAUAUGCACGGAAACAUCAUUCACCAACGUCACUUGCGAUUGCGAUUCUUGGAUUUACGAUCCGCAGGAGCAUACGAUACUCAACGAGUGGGGCUUUACCUGCGACACUAAUCGAUGGAAACUCACAAUGGUGGGCACAAUGCAGAAUAUCGGUCAGUUCGUCGGCUUGAUGUUCGCUGGAUACAUAUCUGACAGGUAUGGGAGACGAACCUUUUUGACGGUGGCGACGUCUCUGUCUGGAGUCAGUGGCUUGAUACAUUCCUUCUCCGUGAAUUAUUGGAUGUUUCUCGCAUUCGAAUUCCUCGAUGCCAGCAUGGCGGCUGGAAUUUACAGCGCUGGAUUUAUUUUAGGGUUGGAGACGGCGAGAAAGAAAAACAGAGUCUUUGGAAGUACUAUAAUCUGCUGCAUGUUUGCCGUGGGUGAGAUUUUGCUGGGAUUAAUCGCAAGUUGGCUAAGAUCUUGGCGAACGCUUCUUAGGGUAAUAUACGGGCCGGGACUGUUAGCCGUCUUCCUGCCUGUGCUCAUUCCAGAAUCAAUUAGGUGGCUGCUGACAAAGGAUGAACAUGAGAAAGUGGAAAAAAUAUACCGUAAAAUGGCCCGGAUGAACGGUCUGCCAGUAACGGACGAGGCCAUCAAUACGUUUAAAGAAAUAAAUGUAGAUAAGGAGGAAACGAAAAGCAAGCUGGUGACAUCAGAUGAGAGGAAACCGAUCGUGCAAGUUCUACAUAGUUCAGUGAUACUUAUUCGACUGCUGAUUUGCUCGUUCUGCUGGCUCACGAACACGUUCGUUUAUUACGGACUGUCGUUGAAUUCCGUCGCGUUCGCUGGAGAUAAGUACAUCAAUUUCGUGCUCGUCGCGGUGGUCGAGAUACCGGCGUAUUGCCUCGCUUGGGUGCUGACCGAUCACAUUGGCCGUAAACCAACGCUCUCCGGCUCAUUCCUGCUGAGCGGAGCGUUCUGCCUUGCAAUCCAGUUCAUACCGGCAGGAUCCUGGAGUUACGGGCCUUUACUUUUAUACAUGGCUGGAAAGCUGUGCAUCACCAUGGCGUUCGCUACCGUCUACGUCUUCACGGCGGAGCUGUUCCCGACGACGCUUAGGCACUCCUUGCUCGGAAUUUGCAGUAUGACAGGCCGCGUCGGAUCAAUCUUAUCGCCGCAAACGCCUCUUUUAGCACAAAUAAUGCCGUCACUGCCGCUCAUCCUGUUCGGGUCCAUGGGCAUGAUCGCGGGCGUCCUGUCUCUGAUUUUCCCGGAAACUUUAGGGACGAAACUUCCGGAUACUGUGUGGGAGGCAGAGAGGAUCGGCAAGUCAAACGAGAUUCGCGAAAUUCCGGAUAGUACACGCCACGCCAGAGAAGCAGCGCAGGACGCUAAGACGUGUUAAGUCUCUCUUUCUCUCUCUCUCUCUCUCUCUCUCUCUCUCUAUUUAUCUCUCUUUCUCUGUUUUUCUGUCUCAAUACCGAGAGAAUACGGUGAUAGCUUUUAAAAGUUUACUGACAGCAACGGUCCCGCCAGAUAGAGAUAAGGGGGUGGUCUUCACCAGACUCGACAUUUAAAAUACGCGGAGCGCACAAUUGAUGUGGGGAGAGAAACGCAGUGAGAUCUCAUCGUACUCGCCGCAACAACGAGCGCAAUGCACGCUCGCAGAUUUUAUCUGUCGGCGAUUUGAAUAAGCACGGCAUAUUCCACCCUGUAACUGUUUACCCUCCGCCGCCGCCACCACCGCCGCACCCGUCGUCAUUUGUCUUACUCCCCCGCGUUUAUCCGCUCGCGCGCGCGGAAGAGAAGGAUUAUAAUAUCUUCCGGUGAAGUCUCAGUGUUCUCACGGUAUCUCGAAAUCUUUCGAAAUCUCCCCCGACGUGCAUGAGCAUGCAAUUCGCGAGGUGUUAAGUAGAAAUAGAUCAGAUCUCUGCCGCGCUGGUUCGUCGCAUUCAUAUGAUAUAUUUGUAUAUCUUCAUCACCCAUUACCUUUCGCUUCGUGAAUUACAAUGCUCGCACUGCAUUAAUAAUUAAAAUACCAUUCUUAACUCGGGAACAGUCCUGGAGUAUUUUUACACUCCCAGCGUUUCCUUAGGAUAAAGA
Trachymyrmex septentrionalis is the source of this 3006-nucleotide messenger RNA. RefSeq names its product solute carrier family 22 member 5-like. The coding region runs from base 545 to 2308 and encodes 587 amino acids. Lineage: Eukaryota; Metazoa; Arthropoda; Insecta; Hymenoptera; Formicidae. The transcript is spliced from 12 exons. The record is from RefSeq and is a predicted model, not a curated record. Gene Ontology annotation, molecular function: transmembrane transporter activity. Gene Ontology annotation, cellular component: membrane. Gene Ontology annotation, biological process: transmembrane transport.